AUUAAUCAAAGACAGAUGGUACAGAAAGCAAGUACUCAAAUUCCUCCUCUGAGUUGUUUUUUUAAAUAAAAUAAAAUGGAAAUGAAAUGGGGGGUUUGACCAAGUACUGUGUUGACUGUAUUACUAUUUUAGGAGUAAAAUCUGAAGAAGAAGCCCUUACUUUUAUUCCAUUGUCUAUAAAUUGAAGUUUUAGAAAUAAACUUCCCUCUCUGAAGCUCUUUAAAGAAUAUCUGCAAACGUCUCCAAUAAGAAGCUGGGAGAAUGCAGUGCAGAGCCUUAGAAAUAACUGUAAUCUCUGCCAGAGAUCUGAAAAAAGUCAAACAUCUGACCAAGAUGGACGUAUACGUCGUCGUCUCACUGCCUGGUGGUUCUCAUACGGAGCAGAAGACCCCGGUCGACAAAGAUGGUGGAACAAGCCCAAACUGGAACUUCCCCAUGAAGUUCAACAUCGAUGAAGCAGAGGCUCGGAAGAACCGCCAUACUCUAACUUUCAAGGUCAAAUGCAAUCGGAGACUCCACAGCGACAAAGAAAUCGGAGAAGUCAACGUUCCCAUCGAGGAGCUCCUUGACAAUGGAGGAGAUGGAAAGUUUGUCAAGUACGUCACUUACAAAGUCCGGAAAACCUCCGGCAAGCUGACCGGAGAUCUAAACCUGUCGUACAAGUUUGCCGACCGCGUUGUUGAAACGACGUCGUCGUCCUCAACUAAGGUGGACGAUCCGGCUAUUGCAUAUCCAGCAGACGGACGGGUUCACCACCGGCCACCUGGUUAUCCGGUACCGGAAUUCCCUCCUGCGGGUUUUACAAUUGCAGGGGGGCUUGGUGGGGGACCGGAACCUCCGGUGGGAUAUCCUGUGUAUGGUUUGGCAGCUGAAUAUGUUCCUAAUAAGGUAAUGGGUUUUGGGUAUGCUCCGUUGGUGAAGCCGCAGCUUCUGCAACCAGCUGACAAUAAACCGGAGCUGGAUUCAGUGGAUCCGGCUUUGUUGAAUGCAAUACUUAGCGGGCUGUUGAUAAAUGGAAUGGUUACUGACCAGGCUGCUGCUUCUGAUUCUCUUUAUCAAUCUGCCAAUGAGGACGCCAGUGAUUGUCUUUGAUUAAUGUUUUAGUUUUUUUAUUUUUUAUUUUUCAUCUACUUUUGAUUUUCGUGUUCAUAUUAUUAUAGUGGAUAAUUUUGUUCAAUAAUAAAGUUUGUUUGUUGUUCUUGAUUCUGCUUUGCUACCAGGUCUAUAUUAGUGUGCCUUAUUUGCUUUAUUAGUUUCUAAAUGAAAAAUAUUUGGUCGGAGAGUUCAACCUGAAACAUGUACAUUCAGGUUGAAACAUGAUAGCUGCUUUGUUAUUGAGACUUUUU
Messenger RNA from Ziziphus jujuba (common jujube), 1346 nucleotides. Its product is annotated as protein SRC2 homolog. Gene Ontology annotation, biological process: defense response. The transcript has a single exon. Lineage: Eukaryota; Viridiplantae; Streptophyta; Magnoliopsida; Rosales; Rhamnaceae. The record is from RefSeq and is a predicted model, not a curated record. Bases 262 to 1092 code for a protein of 276 amino acids.